AUGAGUCUCAAAAGCAAUAACUUGUUAUCUCUUUUGGUUCCCAUUGCUGCAAUUUUUGCAUCUUUGUAUCUCAUCAAUCCAAAUCCACAGUUUUUCACAUCUUUGUCUCCAUCAUCUAUUUACUUUGGAAGAGACCACCAUCAUCAUAGGCCACACAAAAAAAAACCUGACUCUGAGAAUAAUGAUUCUGUUUGUGAUGAUUUUCCACCAGGAAUUCCACCUCCAAACACCAAUACAACUUCUUAUCUUUGCGUUGAUCGAAAAGGGUGUUGUAAUUUCACAACAGUACAACAAGCUGUUAAUGCAGUUCCUGAUUUCAGCUUAAAAAGAACCAUAAUAUGGAUAAACAGUGGCUUCUACUAUGAGAAAGUCAUGGUUCCAAAAACCAAACCAAACAUUACAUUUCAAGGACAAAGCUACACUUCAACUGCACUUGCAUGGAAUGAUACAGCAAAAUCUGCUAAUGGCACAUUUUAUAGUGGUUCUGUACAAGUUUUUGCCUCCAACUUCAUUGCUAAGAACAUAAGCUUCAUGAAUUUAGCGCCAAUGCCAGCUCCCGGGGCCGAAGGAGCACAGGCAGUAGCCAUGAGGAUAUCAGGAGAUCAAGCUGAAUUCCGAGGCUGCGGAUUCUUUGGAGCUCAAGACACCCUUCAUGAUGAUAAGGGUCGUCAUUACUUCAAAGAUUGCUAUAUACAAGGAUCCAUUGAUUUCAUCUUUGGCAAUGCAAGGUCACUCUAUGAGAAUUGUCAACUAGUUUCUAUAGCAAAUCCAGUACCUCCAGGACAAAAGAACAUAAACGGCGCGAUUACCGCUCAUGGUAGAGUUUCAGGAGAUGAAAACACAGGAUAUGUAUUUGUGAACAGUACAAUAGGAGGCAAUGGUAGAAUAUGGUUAGGUAGGGCAUGGAGACCAUAUUCUCGUGUCAUAUUUGCAUUCACAGUUAUGUCUGAUAUCAUUGCACCUGAAGGUUGGAAUGAUUUCAAUGACCCUACAAGAGACCAGACUAUAUUUUAUGGAGAGUACAAUUGCUCUGGGCCAGGGGCUAAUGUGAAUAGCAGGGCCCCUUAUGUACAGAGAUUGAAUGAUACACAAGUUUUUCCAUUCCUCAAUACAAGUUUUAUUGAUGGUGAUCUAUGGUUGGAAACUUAG
This is a messenger RNA of Lathyrus sativus (Indian pea), 1149 nucleotides long. NCBI's taxonomy places the organism in Eukaryota, Viridiplantae, Streptophyta, Magnoliopsida, Fabales, Fabaceae. The record is from the annotation of a GenBank genome assembly.